This is a messenger RNA of Diospyros lotus (date-plum), 2806 nucleotides long. RefSeq names its product serine/threonine-protein kinase BSK7-like. The record is from RefSeq and is a predicted model, not a curated record. Gene Ontology annotation, biological process: protein phosphorylation; brassinosteroid mediated signaling pathway. Gene Ontology annotation, molecular function: protein binding; ATP binding; protein kinase activity. The coding region runs from base 737 to 2221 and encodes 494 amino acids. Lineage: Eukaryota; Viridiplantae; Streptophyta; Magnoliopsida; Ericales; Ebenaceae. The transcript is spliced from 11 exons.
GACUGAGGGGAUCUCCCCAUGCUUAUCUCUACUUGGUAUAUCUGUCUACUUUUGUAAAUCUAUGACUGCUAAUAACAAUAACAAUAAUAAGAAGAAGAAGAAGAAGAAAGAGUACAUAUCCAAAUCUCAUCACUUUCAAAUCCUUUCUCAUUGCUGCUGUCUCUGAUCUUCCUUCUCCAAAUCGUCCCUUCGUUUUCCAAAUCAAUUUCUGCAAGUACUGCCGGAAAACGACUUUUCCGUGAUUUCGACGGGAUCGAGCUCCCACGAGUCUCGGUUGACUCGGUUUGGCUGAGGUUUUGGUUCGAUUGACUGUCUGCGGCUCUAAGCCGUGAUUGACUCGGUAAAAGGGGCUUCUGAAGUUGCAGAGAAGCCGCUUCAGUAUCGAGGAUUUCAUUCCCGUCACGCCACGCUGAGUUGACUCAGAUUUGCGGCAUAGUUGAAUGGUUUCGAACUUAGAGGACGAAUUGAAUCAAGUUGUUUUUCGGGUGCGUUUCUACAUAUACUUUGGGAGCAUUGAAAAACUUGGAUUGUUCUAAAUUCUGAACCAUUACUGGGGGAUCGUCUGGAUGUUGAUUUGGCAAUGAUAAGGCUUAUCCAGUGUUGCAUUUGAUAGGUCUUGGAGAAGGAGCAUAAUUGGAUUCGCAUAUGAAGCUUGAUUGCAUGUUUCUGAUCUGCAUUCAACUCUGGUGAUACAAUUCAAACAUUAUUUAUAAUAGUCUUACAUUCUAGUGCUGGGAUGGGUUGUCGAUGCUCUAAGUUCACUGCAUGUUGUGGGUUCACUGCAUGUUGUGGGGAUCCAGAAGAAAAUGGGCCAAUUCAUGAGGCGCCUAGAGUUGAUGAUGAGGAGAAGAGCGAAGCUAACGAGUUGCCUGCUUUCCGUGAAUACACCAUUGAACAGCUUAGAACGGCAACAUCUGGAUUUGCAGUGGAGAACAUUGUUUCUGAACAUGGGGAAAAGGCCCCAAAUGUUGUUUACAGAGGGAAGUUGGAUAAUCAAAGGCGAAUUGCUGUCAAACGCUUUAAUAGAUCUGCUUGGCCUGAUGCCCGACAGUUCUUGGAUGAAGCAAGAUCUGUUGGUCAACUCAGGAACAAUAGAUUAGCAAAUCUUCUUGGUUGUUGCUGUGAAGGUGAUGAGAGAUUGCUUGUUGCAGAAUUUAUGCCCAAUGACACACUUGCUAAACACCUAUUCCAUUGGGAAUCGCAACCGAUGCAGUGGGCAAUGCGUUUACGGGUUGCUUUGUAUCUUGCACAAGCUCUUGAAUACUGUACGAACAAGGGACGCGCACUUUAUCAUGAUCUUAAUGCUUAUAGAAUAGUAUUUGAUGAUGAUGGAAAUCCUAGGCUGUCAUGCUUUGGUUUAAUGAAGAACAGUAGGGAUGGAAAAAGUUAUAGCACGAACCUUGCAUUUACACCUCCAGAGUAUCUGAGGACUGGAAGAGUAACUGCAGAAAGUGUGAUUUAUAGUUUUGGCACCCUUUUACUUGACCUUCUCAGUGGAAAGCACAUUCCUCCAAGCCACGCCCUUGACCUAAUACGAGACAAGAAUCUUCAGAUGCUAACUGAUUCUUGCUUGGAAGGCCAAUUUUCUAAUGAUGAAGGGACUGAAUUGGUACGCUUAGCUUCAAGGUGCUUGCAGUAUGAACCAAGAGAGAGGCCAAAUCCAAAAUCAUUGGUUGCUGCUUUGAUUCCUCUUCAGAAGGAUACUGAGGUUCCUUCUCAUGUAUUAAUGGGUAUACCGCAUGGUGCUGGAGCUUUGCCCUUAAGCCCACUUGGUGACGCAUGCUUAAGAAUGGAUUUGACUGCCAUACAUGAGAUCCUAGAAAAGAUUGGGUAUAAAGAUGAUGAGGGAGCAGCAACUGAGCUUUCCUUCCAGAUGUGGACAAACCAGAUGCAAGAGACAUUGAACUCAAAGAAGAAGGGUGAUUCUGCUUUCAGGCAUAAAGAUUUCAGAACUGCAAGUGAAUGCUACACACAGUUCAUUGAUGUCGGAACCAUGGUCUCCCCAACAGUUUUUGCUCGCCGCAGCUUGUCAUAUCUCAUGAAUGAUAUGCCACAGGAAGCCCUAAAUGAUGCAGUUCAAGCACAAGUAAUAUCCCCGGUGUGGCAUAUUGCAUCCUAUCUGCAAGCUGCUAGUCUAUUUGCUUUGGGAAGGGAGAAUGAGGCACAAAUUGCACUCAGAGAGGGUUUGAUACUUGAAGAGAAGAGAAAUGGCACUUCCUAAUAAUGGAAAAGAGGUGGCCUGACCCGUUCCUGUUGCUGAAUUCAUUCUUUCUGGAGGUGGUCAUUGUAAAUGGAGCACAACAAGCUUCUUGAGUUUCAGGCAAAACACAAGCUUAACCCCAAAAAGGAACACAGGUUUAAUGAACACAGAUUAUUCUCAGUCUUGUGCUUGCAUGACUGGUUGGUUUUGCUGUCUUCUUAAUUGAAUCUUUCUUUGGGACAUUAUUGGAUCGGUUUGUUUGGCCAGUUAAUGGGGGCAAUGGGGAUGAUAUGCAUCUUAUGGUGUUUUUAUGGCAACUUUGUCCCUGCUGACAUUUAGCUGACCUUGUCCAAUAACAGAGACAUUGGGAAUAAUUUCAGAUGGUAUUGGAUCGAUGUUCAUAGGGGACAAACUUUUAAUUUGCUUUUUUUUUGGUUUGGCGGGGGGCGGGGUACAAGUGAGAUUGUUGCCAUGCUGUAAUUUAUGUACAGUGCAUAUGGCUUUCAACUGUUGUGAAAUUGGUGCUUUCUGCUUGUUUGUGAUUUUUAUCUAUUAAUUAGGCUACAUUAUCUCGAAGUAAUUUCAAUGUACUUUUCUGUUUCUCUA